AUGGUCUCGACAACUACUGUCGUCACAGCUACUGUCGCAACCGCUGCGACGGGCAUCCUCGCCUAUGCCGCGUACUUUGACUACCAGCGCCGAAACCAGGUCGAGUUCCGACGCAACCUCAGGAGGAACGAGCGCAGGCAGUUUCGGGCCGAAAAGGAGGAGCAAGAGAUUUCGUCCCUGAAGCAACGAGCGGCCAUCAAGUCGCUUAUUGACGAGGCCAAUGAGGAGGGCUUCCCCCAGGGCGUCGAGGAGCGCGAGGCCUACUUCAAUGAGCAAGUCAUGACUGGAGAAAUGCUGAGCCAAGACCCUUCGAGAAAGGUUGAAUCUGCUUUGGCGUUCUACAAGGGUCUCAAAGUGUACCCUGCGCCUGGUGAUCUGAUCAAAAUCUACGACAGCACUGUGCCCAAGCCCAUAUUAGACAUCCUAGCCGACAUGAUCGCCCACGACAGCUCGCUUGAUAUCACCGCCAGUCGUACCGGCGGCAUCGACCUUGGCAACAUCCCCAACGUCGGCCUCGAUUAA
Messenger RNA from Emericellopsis cladophorae, 522 nucleotides. RefSeq names its product Protein import receptor MAS20-related protein. NCBI's taxonomy places the organism in Eukaryota, Fungi, Ascomycota, Sordariomycetes, Hypocreales, Bionectriaceae. The record is from RefSeq and is a predicted model, not a curated record. Gene Ontology annotation, molecular function: transmembrane protein transporter activity. The transcript has 4 exons. Bases 1 to 522 code for a protein of 173 amino acids. Gene Ontology annotation, biological process: protein import into mitochondrial matrix; protein targeting; tRNA import into mitochondrion. Gene Ontology annotation, cellular component: mitochondrial outer membrane; mitochondrial outer membrane translocase complex.